CACGGCUACGACCCCGAGGUUCUUGAGCUAGAGAAAUGGCGUAACCUACUAGCCAAGCAACAAUACCAGACUACCGCUCCCGUCGACGACGCGCCAGGUUGGAAUGAAGAUCUAGCCUCCGACUCCGAAGCCUUCGUCAAGGCUGAUCGUACGCCGGGCAGCCCGAGCGCAGAACUGGUCGAGCGGACUGUCACCCACGUCAAAGCCAAACACUGCGCCGAACAGCGCUUGGAGGAGACCGGCGAGCACUAUGACCAGAAUGAGACACCCCGGAACGUGCAGAACGCAGGUGCGAAAACACAUGCGGCGGAUCAGUGA
This is a messenger RNA of Heterobasidion irregulare TC 32-1, 318 nucleotides long. RefSeq lists its product as uncharacterized. The transcript is spliced from 2 exons. The record is from RefSeq and is a predicted model, not a curated record. Lineage: Eukaryota; Fungi; Basidiomycota; Agaricomycetes; Russulales; Bondarzewiaceae. The annotation marks the transcript as partial.